Antechinus flavipes (yellow-footed antechinus) is the source of this 4012-nucleotide messenger RNA. RefSeq names its product anosmin 1 (gene ANOS1). The record is from RefSeq and is a predicted model, not a curated record. Bases 148 to 2193 code for a protein of 681 amino acids. The transcript is spliced from 14 exons. Gene Ontology annotation, biological process: neuron differentiation. NCBI's taxonomy places the organism in Eukaryota, Metazoa, Chordata, Mammalia, Dasyuromorphia, Dasyuridae. Gene Ontology annotation, cellular component: cell surface; extracellular region. Gene Ontology annotation, molecular function: peptidase inhibitor activity; protein binding.
CAGAGUUGAAUGAUUGAACUUUCUUUUUUAGUUUCUGCAGCAGUGAGGUUCCCCUCGUAGUCCAGCACCAGACGGGUGCAUAGGAGCUUAUCCAGGCGUCUCUUGCUCCUUGUACUCCCCUUGUUCCCCCUCCCCACACACAAAGCGAUGGUGUUAAAGGAUCCAGGCGUGUUUCUGACCCUUUUCCUAUGGAUUACGGCUUCCUGGGGCUGUCUGGCUACAGCUGCGGGGCUUGGUGCUGCAGCCCGCAAGCAGGACGAGACUCUUUCUGCUGUCAGUGUUUACAGAGCCAGAUGCACCUCCAGGUGCCUUAGCCUGCAGAUCACUCGAAUCUCAGCCUUCUUCAAGCAUUUUCAGAACAAUGGUUCCCUGGUAUGGUGCCAGACUCACAAACAGUGUUCUAAGUGCCUGGAACCCUGCAAAGAAUCAUGGGAGCUAAAGAAAAAUCAAUGCCAAAGUUUUUGCGAGCCUCUUUUCCCCAAGAAGAACUAUGAAUGCCUAACUAGCUGUGAGUUCCUCAAAUACAUUCUGUCAGUGAAGCAAGGUGACUGUCCAGCACCAGAGAAGGCCAGUGGUUUUGCAGCUGCCUGUGUGGAAAGUUGUGAAAUCGACAAUGAAUGCUCCGGAGUCAAGAAAUGUUGUUCGAAUGGAUGUGGACAUACCUGUCAAAUCCCCAAAAACCUAUACAAAGGUGUUCCUCUGAAGCCCAGGAAAGAAUUACGAUUUACAGAACUUCAAUCUGGACAGCUGGAGAUUAAGUGGUCCUCAAAAUUUAAUAUUUCAAUUGAGCCUGUAAUCUAUGUGGUGCAGAGAAGAUGGAAUUAUGGAAUCCAUCCUAGUGAGGAUGAUGCUACAAAUUGGCAGACUGUGGCACAGACUACUGAUGAGAGAGUUCAACUAUCUGACAUAAGGCCUAGCAGGUGGUACCAGUUCCGAGUGGCUGCCGUUAAUGUGCAUGGAACAAGAGGCUUCACAGCACCCAGUAAACACUUCCGCUCUUCUAAAGAUCCUUCUGCUCCACCAGCUCCAGCUAAUCUCAGAAUUGCCAACUCCACUAUUAACAGUGAUGGAAGUGUGGCUGUAAGGAUUAUUUGGGACAUGCCGGAAGAACCUGACAUUCCUGUGCAUCACUACAAAGUCUUUUGGAGUUGGACAGUCAGCAGCAAGUCAGUUGUGCCAUCUAAAAAGAAGAGAAGAAAGACAACUGAUGGGUCUCAAAAUUAUGUGAUCCUGGAAAGUCUUCAGCCAAACAACAACUAUAUGGUGGAAAUACAGGCUAUAAGUUACUGGGGACAAGUACGCCUAAAAAGUGCUAAGGUGUCUUUUUAUUUCACUGCUACACAAGCAACAAGUAAUAAAGAUCAGCUAGGAAAAAUUAGAAAAGGAGUUACUGAAAUACUUCCUCCUUUUCAAAGAAGAAGACCUACUCGCCUUCUGGAAGUUGGCGCUCCUUUCUACCAGGACAACAUGCUUCAGGUUAAAGUCUAUUGGAAAAAGACUGAAGAUGCCAGUGUGAAUCGAUACCAUGUACAGUGGUUUGCAGAAUCAUGUGCUCAUAAUGAAACAAGUGGACUUGAGAAAGCAACUGGUCUGGCCCAUGAAAAUUAUAUAAUUCUUCAAGAUCUUGCUUUUUCAUGCAAAUAUAAAGUGACUGUCCAGCCAGCAAGACCCAAAGGUCGUUUGAAGGCAGAAAGCAUUUUCUUUACUACUCCACCUUGCUCUGCUCUGAAAGGGAAACACCACAAACAUAAUAGUUGCCCUGGUGAAGGAGGUCCACUUCUUUCCAAAGUGUUAGCCAAGCCUGAGAACCUGUCAGCGUCUUUCGUUGUUCAAGAAGUCAAUAUCACAGGACACUUUUCCUGGAAGAUGUCCAAGGCCAAUCUGUAUCAGCCUAUGACAGGAUUUCAAGUCACUUGGGCAGAAGUCACCACAGAGAGUAGACAAAAUAGCUUACCCAACAGCAUCAUUUCCCAGUCUCAGAUAUUGCCAGCAGAUCACUAUGUGCUAACUGUACCCAAUUUGAGACCAUCCACACUUUAUAGAUUGGAAGUACAAGUACUGACUACUGGAGGGGAAGGGCCAGCCACAAUAAAAUCUUUCCGGACACCUGACCUGCUACCAUCUUCAGCUCAUAGACCUCAUCUUAAACAACAUCAUCCACAUCAUUACAAGCCUUCCCCAGAGAAAUAUUAAAAUGAAAUGACUUUUAAAGUGAAAGAAUAUUGAACUACAGGAUAUUUGCAGGACAAAUAGGUACUUUCCCAUCCUUAUCAUGCCUAGUUGAAGUUACAAUCACAUAUAAUUCCUUAAUAAUUCUUUAUAGAUCUUUCCUCUAAUCAUGUGCCUGAAAUCCUGCAUGCCACAAGCAUCAUGACAGUAAUGUCCAUAUUCUGUGACUGAAGAUAUAAAACACACCUAUGUCAUUAUGAAGAAUAUGUCUAUUGUAAUUGAAAUUUUGUUUCCUAUUCUUAGACUGAAUACAAAGGGUGCCAAAUAUGUCUUUGAUGAGAUUUGGGAAAGACUCUUUGGAGAAAAGUGAUUUUUAUAUCUGACUGACCAAUUUAGAACAGCUUUGGAUAUAAGCAAAUGGGGAAGGAAUAAAUGCACUAAAAAACAAGAGCAGUUAGAGAGAUCGUAGUCUGGAAAAUACAUGAAUAGUAUUAAUUUAAGAAAUAGUAGUUGGGGGAAAUAAAUAUUUGACUAUUUUUCCCAAAUUAUAUGACAAGUGCUAUAAUUAGGCCACAUCCAUAUUAUUAGUUAAAGAUACCACUGGAAAAUAAUUUGUAUGUACUUAUAGUGAAUAGGUACAUGAAAUGAAGAUUUGCAUGCUAUACAUAUUCUUGCCAUUUCUACUCACCUCCUAAAAAUGUUUAAUAUUUAGCGUUAUAUUCUGCCCUACUUGAAUAUCCCAGUUAAUGUAGCUAAAAUUCUAUUCUGAUACCCACACCAAAUCCAGAUAAAUUCAUGUUAAUCAUGAAUUGACUAUUAUUGUAACACUAACUUAUUUUGGUGGUAACUAAAAUAUCAAAGUAAUUGAUUGAUUUAGUCCUAGGAAUGUUUCCCAUUCCUUCUUCAGGAAAUCAAUCAUUUCACUGUCUCCCAAUCCAGUAAUCGAAGUUUUCCUUAUGUCUAGGAAUUUAAACUCCCCAGUUGUGCAAUGUUAUUUAUUCUCUCAUUCAUUCAUUAAGUAAGAAGGAAAACUGCUACUUGCAUCCAUUUUCCGAAAAAUGUUCAUGUGAUUGAGAACAUGUUGUCUCAUUCUUAAAAUGAAAAUAUUUUUCCAAACUUUUUAUAAUGCUUCACACAAAAGCUUAUAUAGAUGAAUUUUUUUGGGGGGGAGGGAACAAAGUACUGUGCUUCAGUGAAUAAGAGAAAAAUAUUUAUCCUACAUUUGACUCAUCCUUGUGAGCUCUAUUGUUUUAUAUAUUCUUUUGUAUAAGUAAUUUUCCAUUUGAAUGAAUAAAAAAUUCCCCAAUCAUUCCCAAACAAGAUAAGGUCAAUUAAUGACAUUAUUACGAUAUCUAAUUGCUAUAGUAGGAAAAAAAAAGACUACAAUAUUUUUUCAAAAGGUACAUAUCAAAUGGACACAAAAAUUAAUGCAAAUAUGUACAUACAUAUAUAUUUACACACAUUCACACAUAUGCAUACCAUAUUGGAUAUAGUUCUGUACUGGGAAAUGCUGAAAACAGAUCAUGCAUCUGGAAAAAAAAAUACAAUCCCAGGAAUCCUGCCAAAGACAAUGAGAAUUAAUAAGAACUUAAUAAUUAAUUUCCCUCAAGGUUUUCUAUUGUUUAAGAAGAUAACUAUAUUUUUUCCCUUUUAAUGCACAACUUUCAUUUUGAAGUUUAUUGGGGAAAAUAUGUUUUAAGGUUUUAGGACAGCACAUUCUUAUUUCUUACCUCACAUAAAAAGUUAUCAAAUCUCAUUUAAUGAUGUACUUACGGGUACAAAGAAUUAAAGGAAUUGUUAUAGAUUUAGAAUUCAUGAAAUACACACACACACACACACACAC